Molecule: messenger RNA, 1738 nt
Organism: Cotesia glomerata
Lineage: Eukaryota; Metazoa; Arthropoda; Insecta; Hymenoptera; Braconidae
Exons: 8
Coding region: 737-1555 (272 amino acids)
Source: RefSeq, a predicted model, not a curated record
CUUUGUAGUCGCAUGAAAAGAUUGUAUACUGAACUCUUUGUAGUUUUGCUGUUGUUUUUUAGACGCAUAUACCGUAGUUCACAGAUGUAUCUCAAACUUGAUCGUAUUAUAAAUUUUUACCACGUGCCGUUUACAAUUGUAUUCACGCGAAUUUUGUGGUUAGACCCAUAUAAUAAAAUAAAAUAUAAAAAAGUUUUGAUUGUAAUUACUGAAAUUCAGUAAAUAAAAAUUAAGAUAUCAUUUUUAGUACAAUCAAACAUGGAAACGAAAAAGCAACGGGAAACUGACAUCUAAUAAUCCAAUGGUCGCAUUAACAAGGAAUCAUGAAUUUUCCUUCAAAUCAAUUAAUUGGAAAUGCAGAUAUAACGAUGCAAAUCACUAGCGGAGGAUUUCCUCAACUUUAUUUCAUGUCCCAUGUUUACAAAUUUAAAAUAAGCUAGCUAUGGAGACUACACACAGUGUAUAGUCUCCAUAAAGCUAGCUUAAUAAAGCUUUACUUUUAGGUUGACCGACUCGAUACUCUGACGCCAAUUACCGUUUUUUUCAAUAUAUUUAGGUUCAAAUGAAGAUCAGCAAUAUGCGUGGAAAAAUAAACUAUUCCUGAAAUUUCGAAUUUUUUUGUAAAAGACAGUAUGACAGUGAAGAUGAGUACAGUGAUUCUUCAACUUCAUCGACAAGAUCCAAUCGUUUCAAAAAAAGUCCAGCAAUAAUAAAAUAUCCCGACAAUAAAGAAAACAUGACAAAACCAACAGCCAUCAGUAAUACAAUACAGGUACCACCGGCCCGACAGCAAACUUUAGGUGGGAAACUCCCUCCAAUCAUUCCAUUAAAAGUUGCUAAAGUCGACACUAAACAUGGCGAAUCGAUUGAAAAAAAAGUUGAUCAGUUAUUUAAAGUAUAUGAAGAAAACAAACAAAUAUUGAUGGCUGUAAAUGAACAGUUGAAUGCUAAUACUCAGAAAUUGGAUUCCGUAAUAAUGAAAUUGGACGAUACUAGAGCAAGAGUAGAUUCAUUGCAGAUGCUGAGCAACGCGGGUGUAGACAAUACAUUUAGUAAACCUGAUUUUAUACCUAUGCAGACAAUUGAAGAAGUAGAGAAAUAUGAAAGUUACGAGGAUACGAAAAGACAACAAUUGAAAAAUUAUCUAAGUCAUUUUCGAGUUGCGUCUUCUCCCUACGAUAAUUUAAAAUAUUUCUUAAAGGGAGAUUUCAUAAUUAAGGAUGAAGUUCUUGUUAAUUUCAACUAUUUUAAAUCGAAUAAGACGAAAAUGAACACACUCCAAGGCACUAAAUUGGAUAUAGAUUUGUACACAAUAGUAUUGAAAAAUCAUCCAAGUUACUCGUUCAACCAGCACACUAUAGAUUUUCAAAGAGCCCUGAGAGCCGCUUACGCUCGAGUAACAAAGAGAAAUAACGAGGAUGAAGAAGAAGAAGAAGAAGAAGAUGGCAAUGACAAUCUUCAAGACAAUGGAGAAAAGAAAAAGAAGAAGAAGACGAAGAACUCGAAGAUGGUUCCAAGAAAAAAUAUCGACAAAUAUCCAGAGUCGACUUCAUAAAGAUUUGAUAUUUUUUUUUUAUUAAAAUUCAGUUAUUUUUUUAUAAGUAAUAUUCAGUUAUUUUAAAACUUUAAUUUUCAAUUAAGAAGUGCAAUUUGAUAUUGCAAUAAUGUAAUUUAUAUAAAAUAAUCAUAAUAAAAUAAUUUAAACAUCUUAUUCCUAAAUAAAAAGCUGAAAAAGAAA